AUGGCUGCCCCGUCUUCGUCGGAGAUCGCUGCGGCGGUCCGCGUCCUGCAGGACGCCCUCGACGGUGGCGUUGACCUGGCGCUUCAUUUCGGAGCGUGGACCCGGCUGCAACGUCGGGCCCUGGCUAUGGCUUUGGGGGCGUCGGAGGCGACGUAUGCGGACGCCAAGGCAGCGGCGGCGACCCCACCCGUGAAGAAGGCGCCGGCUCGUCCGCCGGCAGAGGUCGCCAAGGCCAGCUCGCCGGCGCCAUCCACAGUGACACAGCCGGCGUCCGAACCCAUGGGUCACUUGGAUGCAGGCGCUGGCGGACAGGAUCGCCCGGCAGUGUUUGGCAAGUCGCCGCCCCCGGCGACCUGGCAGGAGGUCGGCUUUCAAAGCCUGGAGCACGCACGUGCGGCCCAGGCGAUGAACUAUGUGUCGGCCCAGGCGUUCUAUGAAGCCAUGGGGCGGGGCGAGCUGCAGGUGGGUCCCACACCGCGGCCGCCCCCGCCCCGACAGCCGGCUGCACAGGCGUCGUCCUCGUCAGCAGGCGCCGGCCCGCUGUCCGACUACCUGGCGGAGGCCGACAGGAAGGCUGCCGAAGACCGGCGUAUGCGCGAGCUGCAGGAGCGCAUCGCCGGCGAGUUGCGCCAAGGCGAGGCGGAGCGCGAGGCAUCCGGCUCCAGGCCGGCGCGGGCAAGGAGCAGCUUCCCGCAGCCGGCGACCACCUCGGCACCGGUGCAGAUGCGGUACCCGAAUGCCAACCGGGAGACCGGCGAAGGCUUCCCGGCACUCCCUCGCAAGCCGGCGCGCAAUGCGUCGAUCCGGGAGCUGCAGGACCACGACCGGGACUACCGGCGCAUCGUCGAGGACCGCAAGGCGUUGUGCAGUGAGGAGUGGCGGCGACACGUCGCUGCGAUGGAACAGCCAGGCGCGCAGUCGACCGAGGCCAUCAACCACUCGGGCCUGGCGCAGCUGGCGGUCGCAAACCUCCGGCAGCUGGACGACCUGGAGGCGGCCGCGGCGUCCGGCACCGGCCCGAUGCUCCCCCAGGCGACCGGCGCAUCCUACUUCUUUGUGCGGAAGCUACCCGACGGCGUUCGGGGGAUGCGGGUGCCGGAGCGCCUCAACGGCGAGAUCUGGGUGGUGGGCUGGUGUGGCCACCCUUGCGGCGCUGGCGACAACUGUCUCUCCAGCGUCGCCCGGUGCCUUCGGCCAGUGGUGGUUCGGCGAGGCGCUGGCGCCAACGCCGGCGACCUGACGGCACAUGACCAUCACGACUGUGCCGAGUGCCACAGGGCGUCCAGGCGGGGCCGCGACUACUAG
Symbiodinium necroappetens is the source of this 1305-nucleotide messenger RNA. NCBI's taxonomy places the organism in Eukaryota, Dinophyceae, Suessiales, Symbiodiniaceae. The record is from the annotation of a GenBank genome assembly.